This is a messenger RNA of Cryptotermes secundus, 1418 nucleotides long. RefSeq names its product keratin-associated protein 19-2-like. The transcript has 3 exons. NCBI's taxonomy places the organism in Eukaryota, Metazoa, Arthropoda, Insecta, Blattodea, Kalotermitidae. The coding region runs from base 10 to 612 and encodes 200 amino acids. The record is from RefSeq and is a predicted model, not a curated record.
UAUAAAAAGAUGUGGCCCUCAGAAAUCCUGAGCAGUUGCAAGAAAAGAGGGAACAUGGACGCUCGCAGUCAGAUGCGUGGUUUCAUGCUGUUGGUAUGUGCUUUGGCAUUUACCUUAGCCGAGGAAAAGGCGUCUGUCGAAACCGCCGACGAUAACACUAAAGAAGACUUGAAUCCUGAAGCAAGCAGCAGACUUUUUGGAUUCGGGCUGGGCAACACGCUGUACGAUAAAUUCGCUGGAUUUGCUGGUAUGGGACGAGGCUAUGGCGGUUAUGGCGGUUAUGGUGGUUAUGGUGGUUAUGGUGGUUAUGGCGGUUCUGGUUUGGGAUAUGGACCCGGAUAUUAUGGCAGCAGUGGAUAUGGUGGAGGUUAUGGUGGCCUCAGCAGUGGAUAUGGUCUGACCGGCGGCGGAUAUGGUGGGUAUGGUGAUUCAGGAUAUGGUGGUUAUGGAAGUUAUGGAAAUACGGGAUACGGAGGCUAUGGUAAUUACGGCAGUAAGUACAAAAGUUAUGAUGGACUAGGAAGUGGAGUCGGAGGUUAUGGUACUGGCUAUGGGAACUAUGGUGCUUACACAGGGUCCUACAUACCCUUCAGUCUAAAGCAUCGCAAAUGAAAUGCCUGCCUUGAAGUAAUGAGUUCACGUGACUGUUAUCUAAGAAACAGUAGUUCCGUAAGUGAGUAUUGGUAAUUUGAGAGAGAGAGAGCUGAAGUAGCAGACAUAUUGAAAGAUAAUGCUGAAAGUUCUGUCAGUAUAAAUGUAAGGUCUUCCGAGGGUUCGCUCUGCAAGCUGACAAACCGCAAACUGUGUUUACAAUGCCUCUGAGGAGGAUACCACUUCCAACAUCUUACUUUACACAUAUGGCUACGUUACUGCCUUCGUGAAGAUCUGUAUUAUAUUAUCCAACCUUCAAACAAUGAUUACUAUGACCUCCACAAGGGAGGUUUCAUAGAACACAGAGAAAUUUCUCUCACAAUCUUCUGUAUUCUCUCAAAGAUACUUUAGACAGAGGUUAACAAGAUAUUAUUGUAUUAAAAAUAGUCUAAGCUCUUCAUUUAAUUAGACGAAAUGUCUCUUUUAUUUGGGAUGAUAUCGACUGAAACAAAAGUUACUUCUACAAGGUUCGAAGACAGUUAAAUUAAAAUACUGGAUACGUCCAUACAAAACUAGAGCAAUAUGAAUCAAAAAGAAAUACUUUAACCUUAUAUCCAAAAUGUUAAUUAUUUCACAGAAUUAAAGAAAUAUUUGUUUUAUUUCUGGAUAUCAUAUCAUUGUAAUCCAAGACCUGUAUUCUGUCUCAAUCAAUACGUGUGUGAAGAACACCUAGCUCUGUAGAAAUAUACAAGUUAAGUUUUAAUUUCAUGUAUCUGCAUCCAUAAAUGCAAUUAACUGCAAUUUUGUAACCUAAGAAUGUAUUUAUA